AUGGCAUCCAAUUCUGAUUGUUCUCAAAAAUCAUUGUUACAGAUCGUAUUACCAGAGAAAAUUCAAGCGAAUACCAGUGAUGACUCAGAGGGACAGAUAUCCUACAUAAUUCCAAUUGACGAGACACUGUACACUGUGAACCUCAAGCAAAGAUAUUUUUUAGCAGACGAUUUUAUGGUUUAUCUGUAUAGUCAAGGAUCUGUGAGUGCUCUUUCUUCAGAUAUUCAGCCUCACUGCUACUAUCAAGGAUAUAUCGAAGGGCACCCAAAUUCCAUCGCCACACUCAGCACGUGCUCUGGACUCAGAGGGCUACUGCAAUUUGAAAACAUUUCUUAUGGGAUUGAGCCUCUGGAAUCUGCAGUUCAAUUUCACCAUCUUCUGUAUAAAUUAGGGAAUGAUAACAAGCAACUUUCAAGUUUUAACAAUGAUACCAAAAGUGCAGAAAAUCACCUGAUGGACUCCAUCAUAUAUAUAGAUAAAAAACCAGCAUUACCAGAAAAAGUAUUUCCUCUUUAUCUAGACAUACACAUUGUGGUGGACAAAGCUUUGUAUGAAUACCUGGGCUCUGAUAGCAUGAUAGUAAUGAAUAAAAUCAUCGAAGUUAUUGGCCUAGUAAACUCAAUGCUUAUGCAGUUUAAAGUUACUCUUGUGCUGUCUUCAUUGGAUCUAUGGUCAGAUGACAAUAAGAUAUCUACAGCUGGUGAGGCCGAUGAACUACUAAAUGUAUUUUUAAAGUGGAAACAUUCCUAUCUUACCUUCAGGCUUCAUGAUGUUGCCUAUCUAUUUGUUUAUAGGGAUAUUCCACAUUACCUGGGUGCAGUGUUUCCUGGAAAGAUUUGUGAUACUCAGUAUUCUGCGGGAAUUGCAGUGUAUCCUAAGGGUAUAACCUUGGAGGCCUUCUCAGUUAUUGUCACCCAGAUGCUGGGACUCAAUUUGGGAAUAUCAUAUGAUGAUCCAAAGAAAUGUCACUGCCAAGAUGCCAUCUGUGUAAUGAAUCCAGAAGCUGUGAUAUCCAGUGGUGCCAAGAUUUUUAGCAACUGCAGUUUGAAUGACUUUGAAGGUUUUGUUUCAAGCGAGGGUGCCAGCUGUCUGCGGAAUAAACCACAAAUGCAGAGAGCUGGGAGACCGCACUGCGGCAAUGGCAGGGUGGAGGCCGGCGAAGUCUGUGAUUGUGGCCCUGUGCAACAUUGUGGACAGGACGACUGUUGCGACCCACGCAGCUGUCAACUGAAACGAGGGUAUCAGUGUCUGUCGGGAGAAUGCUGCCACGAUCAAGGCUUGGAACGCUGUCAUUUUAAGGAUAACAGACACGUGUGUAGACAAAGUAUCAAUCCUGAGUGUGACAUAGAGGAGCGGUGUAGUGGAAACUCAGCAGACUGUCCCCCCGACAUAACUGUGCACAAUGGACAAUUAUGCAAAGGCGGCAGAUACACCUGCUAUGAUGGAGAGUGCCAUGACCUCGAUGCACGCUGUGAGGCCAUAUUUGGAAAUGGUUCAAAAAAUGCUCCAUUUUCUUGCUAUGAAGAAAUACAAUCUCAAGCAGAUGUUUUUGGAAACUGUGGUAAAGAAAGAAACAAAUAUAAAGCCUGUGGAUGGAGGAGUCUCGUAUGUGGACGAUUAAUUUGUACUUACCCUUCUCGAGCUCCUUUUCAUCAAGAAAAUGCUGCUGUAAUUUAUGCCUUUGUAAGAAAUGUAAUAUGCGUGACUAUAAACUACAAACUGGCUGCUUCUGCUCCAGAUCCACUGGAAAUCAAAAAUGGCUCUGAAUGUGAAACAGGGAGGAUUUGUGUGAAUCGUUUAUGUGUAGAAUCAAGAAUACUCAGAAACCAGUCACACACGUGUUCUCUACAGUGUAAUGGACAUGGAGUGUGUAAUUCUCAAGGAGCGUGCAAUUGUACUGCAGGGUACCUACCUCCAAAUUGCCAAAACCGUGCCAGGGGAUUGCCUUUGUUGCCUGAGGAAAAGGGCUUAAAUAGCGGCUUAGAGGCUCCUAUGAAGGGUAAGAAGCUUUGGCUACUAGGAUUAUACAUUGGCAUUCCUGUUCUCAUCAUAGCCACCGUAUUAAUCAUGGCACGGCAUAAGUUGAGAAGGCGGCUCACCAAGAAAGAAGAAUCUGUUAAGAAUGAGUCAACAUCAGAAGUUAGCACUCACACACAUACCAGCAAAUCAGAAAGCAGCAGCCACAAAGUUACUAGCAAGUCCAAGUCAGAGGAUAGUACUCAAGAGGAAGUCAGCAGGUCAGACAUACAGGAAAGCACCCAAACUAGUAGUAGUAGUAACUAGUAAUUCCUUCAAAAGACAAUGACAAUAUCAAGGGCCUCACUGAGAAAUGAAAAUGCAGCCAUUCUGGACCUGGUACAGCGGAAGGAAACAAUAAACCGAGU
Messenger RNA from Ochotona curzoniae (black-lipped pika), 2384 nucleotides. RefSeq names its product disintegrin and metalloproteinase domain-containing protein 32-like. The transcript has 24 exons. Lineage: Eukaryota; Metazoa; Chordata; Mammalia; Lagomorpha; Ochotonidae. Gene Ontology annotation, molecular function: metalloendopeptidase activity. The record is from RefSeq and is a predicted model, not a curated record. The coding region runs from base 1 to 2283 and encodes 760 amino acids. Gene Ontology annotation, biological process: proteolysis; binding of sperm to zona pellucida; cell adhesion. Gene Ontology annotation, cellular component: plasma membrane.